This is a messenger RNA of Notothenia coriiceps (black rockcod), 3378 nucleotides long. Its product is annotated as type I inositol 3,4-bisphosphate 4-phosphatase-like. Gene Ontology annotation, cellular component: cytoplasm. Gene Ontology annotation, molecular function: phosphatidylinositol-3,4-bisphosphate 4-phosphatase activity. The transcript has 18 exons. The record is from RefSeq and is a predicted model, not a curated record. NCBI's taxonomy places the organism in Eukaryota, Metazoa, Chordata, Actinopteri, Perciformes, Nototheniidae. The coding region runs from base 13 to 2301 and encodes 762 amino acids.
UUUGGAGGCACGAUGUCCAGGAUGUACCGCUUCCCCACGACUGAUGGGAACCACCUCCGGGUGCUGGAGCAAAUGGCAGAGAGCGUCCUCUCGUUAAACAUCCCCCGACAGUUUGUCAAACUGCUGCUGGAGGAGGAUGCAGCCAGGGUGUGUGAGCUGGAGGAGCUGGGAGAGCUGUCCCCCUGCUGGGAGAAUCUUCGGAGACAGAUUGUCUCUCAGUACCAGUCCAUAAUACUGGCUUACCAGGAAACACUGUCGGACCUCAACAACUACAGAGGUCCCUCGUUCAAAGCCAGCAACCUGAAGGCGGAGAGGAAGCUCGAGUUCAUGCCAACCAACCUCCACGUUCAGAGGAUGAGGGUGCAGGAUCAGCUGGGCUUCGAACACACGUACGAUGUGAUAACGAUCGGAGCUCCGGCGGCUCACUGCCAGGGUUUUAAAAACAGCGGUUUGAGGAAACUCGUCCAGAAGUUUGAGGAGGCCAAGAAACACGUAUAUGAGGAGGAAUGCGCCCUCUCCAGCUCGCAAUCCAUCGUCUACAUUCCCCAGGACAUAGUCAAAGCCAAAGAGAUCAUCGCCCACAUCAACACGCUGAAGACGCAGGUCAGCUACUACGCAGAGAGGCUGUCCCGAGCCGCGAAAGACCGAUCUGCCAGCGGACUGCAGAGGACGCUCGCUAUUCUGGCUGAUAAGACACGUCAGUUGGUGACCGUCUGCGACUGUAAGCUGCUGGCUUCAGCCAUUCAGGCCCUGAACGCAGCGCGGCCCGAGUACAUCGCCUCCAAAGCGUCUCCCUCCGCCGACUCGGAACAAGUAGUCCUGCGCAACGACCAGGACACGCUGCUCGCCAAGUGGAGUGGCAGCAACAGCCGCUCCUCGCUGCAGGUGGACUGGCAUGAAGAGGAGUGGGAGAAGGUUUGGGUGAAUGUGGACAAAUCUCUGGAGUGCAUCAUCCAGCGCGUGGACAAGCUGCUGCAGAAGGAGAGGAGGCCGAGCGUCGGCAGUCAGGACAGUGCACACACUGAGCUGCAGGUUGGGGCCAGCAAGAAAGAUGAAGGAAAAAGAGCUUUCUGGAUCAACCCAGGAAGUUUAUCAGAGAAAUCUCCUUCAUUACCAUCUUCAUCAUCCUCAUCAUUACCUCCACGAUCAUCACCUCCACCGACCUCCUCCUCUCUGCCCGCCCUCUCCUCUGCACAAGACUCCUAUGGAACACCCUGUGCGGAGGAGGCGUACCCAGGCGAGUGGAGCGAGGCGCUGUACCCGCUCCUCACCACGCUCACCGAGUGCGUCGCCAUGAUGAGCGACAAGGCCAAGAAGUCCAUGGUGUUCCUCCUGAUGCAGGACAGCGCCCCCACCAUAGCCAUGGACCUGUCACUGCAGUACCGCCGCGACGUCGUCUUCUGCCAGACGCUCACCGCUCUGAUCUGCGGGUUCAUUAUCAAACUGAGGAACUGUCUCCGUGACAAUGGAUUUCUCCGACAACUCUACACCAUCGGCCUGCUCGCUCAGUUCGAGUCCCUGCUCAGCACCUACGGAGAGGAGUUGGCCAUGUUGGAGGACAUGAGUGUCGGCAUCAUGGAUCUUCGCAACGUCACCUUCAAGGUGACCCAGGCCACCGGCAGCUCCGCCCCCGACAUGCUGCCGAUCAUCACGGGGAACCGGGAUGGCUUCAAUGUCCGCAUCCCUUUGCCGGGGACCAUGUUCGACGCGUUGCCACGGGAGAUCCAGAGCGGCAUGCUGCUGAGGGUCCAGCCCGUGCACUUCAACGUCGGCAUCAACGAGCAGCAGACGCUCGCUGAGAAGUUUGGAGACACAUCCCUGCAGGAGGUCAUCAACAUGGAGAGUCUCUCCAGACUGAACUCUUACUACGAGCAGUUCAAAGAAGUGCUGCCUGAGGACUGCCUCCCCAGGUCUCGCUCUCAGACGUGUCUCCCCGAGCUGCUGAGGUUCCUGGGGCAGAACGUCCACGCCAGGAAAAACAAGAACGUAGACAUCCUGUGGCAGGCUGCUGAGAUCUGCCGCCGGCUGAACGGCGUGCGUUUCACCAGCUGCAAAAGCGCCAAAGACCGCACGGCCAUGUCGGUGACUCUGGAGCAGUGCCUGAUCCUGCAGCACGAGCACGGCAUGGCACCGCAGGUCUUCACGCAGGCCCUCGACUGCAUGCGCAGCGAGGGCUGCCGGCGGGAAAACACGGUGAAGAACGUUGGGUGUCGUAAGUACGCCUUUAACUCGCUGCAACUCAAAGCCUUCCCCAAACACUACCGACCUCCUGACGGCACCUUCGGGAAAGUGGAGACCUGAACUCACCAAAGGGAAUCGGCAUUAUUACGGGACAAUAUGGCUGCUGUGUUUUGGGAAGAUCAGACUGAAGGUACCGUGUUCAUGUCACCUGGUUACUGUCUCACACCUUUUUAUCAACAGUAACUAUAUUUCUACCACCGUACUAUAUGAACUGUUUUGAAGUACUGUAUUAGAUGCCGUAUUAUGCAUAACACGCUGAAUACAAGAAUCUGGUAGCAGAAGGUUUUUAUUUCUUGUUAUUAUAAAUAUGUAAAUGAACAGCACUGCCUCAGCCCUGAUCGAGCACUGAUAUAAUGGAGCAUUUAUAUGUAUGCUACACACUGUAAAUCAACAGAUAAAUCAUUACUAUCACACAUGGCUGAAUCCACUUGUAUAAAAUAACGGUUUUCCCUUAUCCAGCCACAGAUUUAGACACAUUUGUUGUUUUUUGUACGCUUCUCAUUGCCUGCCAAUGUGCUACCAUGCAAUUUGAUAUUUAGACCCUGUUGUAAAUCCACAGGAAAUGUAUCUACGUAUAAAGUGAAUAACAGAAGAUUGAUAUUAAGAAUAAUGUAGAAAAAAUCCCUUAAACAAGGCUUAAGCUAAAAUAUAUAAUACUAGUAAAGUAUUGGAGAAAUUCAGAGUAUCGUCAUGGAGUUGGCAGCCUUCAUAUUUGGCUUCUAUGCCAUUUGAGUUUGCUUUUAUUAUGAAAAGGACAACCUGUUAUCUUAACAAGAAAUACAAAAAAGUUGAAUUAUUUUACAACAUUUUCUCAAUUGAGGACAAAGGGGAACAUUUGUUUUGCACUUUUACGCUUAUUUGUAGUCAUUUUGAUCACUUUUGGAGUAUUUAUUCCACAUUUUUAGUUGCAUUGCCGGUUAUUUACCACACGAGGGCGCCCGUGCUCUUCCCUUCCCUCACUAGUGAAUUAUCUGUGAAGGAAAUGAUUCUAAUGUACCGUGAACCACACUGUUUGAUGGCAAUCCUCCUGCAGAUCACUCGUCAAAACAUGUAUUUCUGUAUUUACUUGUAUUUUCAUCAUUCAAACAUACUGUGCUGUAUUUGGGGAUUUUAUUUCAUAUUAAAAACUUCUCAAGA